Andrographis paniculata is the source of this 1520-nucleotide messenger RNA. Its product is annotated as probable ubiquitin-conjugating enzyme E2 37. Gene Ontology annotation, cellular component: nucleus. Gene Ontology annotation, biological process: DNA damage response; protein polyubiquitination. The transcript has 6 exons. The record is from RefSeq and is a predicted model, not a curated record. The coding region runs from base 151 to 1356 and encodes 401 amino acids. Gene Ontology annotation, molecular function: ubiquitin conjugating enzyme activity. NCBI's taxonomy places the organism in Eukaryota, Viridiplantae, Streptophyta, Magnoliopsida, Lamiales, Acanthaceae.
GUUUAGAAUCAAUUCUAACAGUUUAGGUCACAGUCGAUAUUAAUUAGCGUCUCAUCAAAGAUGAUUUUGAAGCGUCUUAAACAAUCAAACCCGAAAUUCUCUCAAUUUCUGGUCUCGUUCUGCACUACGUUUCUGAAUUACUGAAUAAGAAUGGCGCAGGCCGCCAGAUUGAAUCUACGUAUGCAGAAGGAAUUGAAACUACUGCACACCGAUCCACCUCCUGGCGCCUCUUUUCCUUCUCUUUCCGACGCCUCUUCUUCUGCCUCGUCGCUAACUUCCAUCGAUGCACUCUUUCAAGGACCUGAGGGAAGUGUGUACGCCAAUGGCGUGUUUAGAAUUAAGAUCCAAAUACCGGAACGGUACCCAUUUCAACCUCCUAUUGUGACCUUUGCUACUCCUAUAUACCACCCAAACAUUGACAAUGGUGGUCGCAUAUGCUUGGAUAUCCUCAAUCUCCCGCCUAAGGGCACUUGGCAACCAUCUUUAAACAUUUCAACUGUUUUGACAAGUAUUGGGCUGCUACUUAAUGAGCCAAACCCCGAUGAUGGCCUUAUGCAUGAAGCAAGUAGAGAGUUUAAAUAUAACAGAUGUGCUUUUGAUCAGAAAGCUAAAUCCAUGACUGAAAAAUAUGCCAAAGCUGGAGAUAGUGGCAGAACUGAAAGCAAACAUUGCAAUGAAUCUCAUCAAUUUCCAAACACAGAAUAUAAUGAAAAAGAAGGUCAAAAUGCAUCCACAUGUGUUCCUGAACACUUAUUAUGCAAAGAGAGAUCUGAUGGAAGCAGCAGGGAGCUGUUGUCAAGGUUUCCAGGAUCCUGUAGUAAGUUUGAUGGCAGUAUGAUCAAAGCACAAAUUCAUGAUUGUUCGACUCUUGGAACUGAUAUUCAGCAACAUAAAGAAGCUAAUAACAUUUCUAUUAAACAUGCUGAGAAUCCUAGUAAAUUACCGGCCACUAGAAAGAAACUUUCGCUACAUACCCCAGUUGUUUCCUCUGGUCAAAAUGGUAAAAGUGGUAAACUUUCUCAACGAGUCGAUGAACCCGCUGCAUACCAGAGAGCAGGGAAACAAGCAGUUAUUGAAGAUACUCAGCUUCCCGAAAGAGCUAAAGAAGUGCUACAGAAUUUUGGAGAUAAGACGCAGGGCUGUGACAGGGAGAAGCCGAGUGUUUUAGAAUAUGAGAAUACAUCAAUUCCUUGUGGUGAAAAGUUGGAAGAAUGUUUGGUGUCCUCCGAGACAGGUGAAGCUGCAAUUGUGUUGGAUAGUGAAGACAGUGAGGAUGAGAGUGCAGCUGUGAGAUCAACAUUGUUGGUAGCUAAAAGACGCUUGCCAAGGAAGAGAAAAUCUGGUUUCUUUAGGUGAAGAAAUGGUGGUUCAAACUUCUUGAUUUUUUAUGGAAGUAGAGAAUGUUUUUGUGGUCAUCACAUUCUCCCUUUUUACCCACUGAAGUAACAACAGUGUAUGUAAAUUCGGGAUUUGAAUUGUCUUUUACCAUUUUACAUUACUAAUCAUUCAUUUUCAUGUUA